Molecule: messenger RNA, 477 nt
Organism: Caenorhabditis briggsae
Lineage: Eukaryota; Metazoa; Nematoda; Chromadorea; Rhabditida; Rhabditidae
Exons: 2
Coding region: 1-477 (158 amino acids)
Source: RefSeq, a predicted model, not a curated record
AUGUUUUUUAUUUUGAGAAACUUUUAUGGGGGUGAAUCUCAGAAUCUCAGAUUCUCAGAAUUCCAGAAUCUAGAAUCCUUAGAAUCUCAGAAUCUCAGAAUCUUAGAAUCCUUAGAAUCUCAGAAUCUCAGAAUAUCAGAAUCUCAGAAUCUCAGAAUCUCAGAACAUGAGAACUUUAGAAUCCUUAGAAUCUUAGAAUCUCAGAAUCUUAGAAUCCUUAGAAUCUCAGAAUCUCAGAAUCUCAGAAUCUCAGAAUCUCAGAAUCUCAGAAUCUCAGAAUCUCAGAAUCUCAGAAUCUCAGAAUCUCAGAAUAACAGAAUAACAGAAUCUCAAAAUCUCAGAAUCUCAGAACAUGAGAACUUUAGAAUCUCAGAAUUUCAGAAUCUCAGAAUCUCAGAAUCUCAGAAUCUCAGAAUCUCAGAAUCUCAGAAUUUUAGAAUCUCAGAAUAUCAGAAUUUCAAAAUUUCGGAACUUUAA